This is a messenger RNA of Dunckerocampus dactyliophorus (ringed pipefish), 2068 nucleotides long. Its product is annotated as oocyte zinc finger protein XlCOF6.1-like. Gene Ontology annotation, biological process: regulation of transcription by RNA polymerase II. NCBI's taxonomy places the organism in Eukaryota, Metazoa, Chordata, Actinopteri, Syngnathiformes, Syngnathidae. The record is from RefSeq and is a predicted model, not a curated record. Gene Ontology annotation, molecular function: DNA-binding transcription factor activity, RNA polymerase II-specific; RNA polymerase II cis-regulatory region sequence-specific DNA binding. The coding region runs from base 568 to 1794 and encodes 408 amino acids. The transcript has 3 exons. Gene Ontology annotation, cellular component: nucleus.
AGGACCAAGGAAAGUGAAACAGCAAGACAAUUCGAUGAAGCGGUUAUUAUUGAGUUUGUUCUAUAUUUUGUUUAUAUUUCCACACACUAUAUAAGAGAGAAUACAUUAUUAAUUCGUCAUGUCAGGAUAAACGCGUCUCAGUGAAUUGUGAAGCUUCUCCGGCUAGCUUAGAUCGCUAUCCGCAAACAAAGAGACGCGGAAGUGAUGAACACAUCGCGAUGCAGAGCUCAAGUGUGCGUGUGUUGUCAGCUUGAUAAUGUGAAAAGUGUGUGUAAAGUACGCGGGUAACUGCGGCUGCCGAAGAAAUAUUUGUUCGAAAGAACGGUAGCAGAGUGCGAGGAGGAACUUUCUCGGACAAAACAGGAGAACGAACGGCGACUGGACGCUGUUUCCAAGAAGCAUCAAGUGGUGUUCCACACAGCAGAACACUACCUCUUUUAGAAGAGUCUAACCACGACGACCAUUUGUCCUUUUUUUCAAUAACUCCUCCUCCUCCACCACAACGACGUAUGCUCGACCACUCCUCUUCAAAGACGUCCCCCAUAGCAACAGGAGUGGAGCACCAGGAUGAAGCAGGAGGAGCCACAGACCCACCACAUUAAAGAAGAAGAGGAGGAGCUACAGCCCCCCCACAUUAAACAGGAAGAGGAGGAACACAGCAUCAGUCAGGAGGCAGAACAUCUUGAAAGACUGGAGGCGUUCCCAGUGAUCGGCGUCCCUGUGAAAAGUGAAGACGAUGAAGACAAAGGUCAAAGUGAGGGGGAGAGAAAGGCGGCGGCUCCAAGCGGCAGCGUGACAACAGAGGCUGAUGAAGACUGCUGUAGAGGAUCACAACCAGACAACCUCUUAGCUCCGCUGUCAGAUAGUGAAGACACAACGUCGCACCCUCCAGACACAGACGAUGAAGACUUGAGAGCCGAUAUGACGUGUCACACCGACAACACACACUGGAAAUGCUCUCAAUGUGGGAAAACCCUUGUCAACAAGUCCACCUUGGAAAGACACAUGAGAACCCACACAGGAGAGAAACCGUUCGUGUGCUCAGUGUGUGGCAAAGGUUUCUCUCAGAAAGGAAGCUUGACGGUUCACACAAGAAUACACACCGGAGAGAAGCCAUUUUCCUGUUCAGUGUGCGGUACAGAUUUUGUACAAAGUCAGUAUUUGAAAAUACACAUGAGAAUACACACUGGGGAGAAACCCUUUACCUGUCCAGUCUGUGGGGCAGGUUUUAGACGAAAUCAAGAUUUGAAAAAUCACAUGAGAAGACACACUGGGGAAAAACCAUAUACGUGUUCAAUCUGCAGCAAAAGCUUUUGUAAACAGAAAACACUUGUAAUACACACGAGAACGCACACCGGAGAGAAACCUUUCACCUGUUCCACCUGCGGUGUAGGGUUUGUACGAAAUCAGUAUUUGAAAAAACACAUGAGAACGCACACUGGGGAAAAACCGUUCAUCUGCUCAGUGUGUGGUACAGGUUUCACACAAAAUCAUUGUUUGAAAAUACACAUGAGAAGACACACGGGAGAGAAACCGUUCCUGUGCUCUGUUUGUGGUAAAACAUUCUCUCUGAAGUCAAAUUUGAGCACACACACAAGACUACACACCGGAGAGAAACCCUUUUCCUGUUCAGUCUGUGGUGCGGGAUUUGUACGGAAGCAGUGUUUGAAAGCACACAUGAGAACACACACUGAUGAGAAAGUGUUUAGUUGCGGUGUUUGCGAUGAAAGAUUUUCUUCUAAGUACCAGCGGACCAGUCACAAGUGUGCUUGUGAGAACAGCAGCAGUAAAUGAAGCUGCAGAACUUUGACAACAUCAUAAGCAUAUAUAACGUGUGACAUCAUCGUUGUGGAUGUAACACAAUCUUCUUAACAUGCUUCUAUCAUUUACAUGUAAUAAAUAAUGGGGGACAAAGCACCGUUUUAUUUCAUUAAAUUGCAAAAAAGCCUGGUUGGCAAGCCUGGUUUUCCCGCUCUCCUCCAUGGGAAUGGAAAAGAACAAUGGUGGACGCAAGAUUGUACGUACAGUAGGCCUACACAAGCAAUUUUAAGUCAAAAAUGAAACAAGG